UAAGCCAUUGAGAAAAUUGUAGAUCACAUGACUGAAACUAUUCUGUGGUUCAAUAAAGAGACACAUUACUUCCUAGAAGCAUGGAGGAUUGCUUAGCAUCUUGGUAAGCCUUAAUAACCUUCUUGGUUGUCUUUUGUUACAAUUAUAUAAUCAAACCUUUACCAUGAAAUUGUGGACAUACAGCUCUUCGUAGCUCAUCUAAAUCUAAAUUUAGCUCUUACUUUAAGUUCAGGUUUGAGCAUCAUGAAAAUCUCAAAACUCUGUUUUUUCUAUUAGUUAAAUGUCUACUUUACAUUUUAGUUAUUUGACUGGUCUACAGCGUAAGUUUCACUCAUGUUGAGUUUUAUUGGAAAUAGAAAUAAUUUCACUCAUUGUUGUCAUAUUGGCAUUUUGCAAUCAUAAGUAUUUCUCAGGCACUGCUGGGAUAAAAAUGCUAGCAUCCAUUGUUAAAUCUUUGAAAGGUAUCAGGAUUCUAAAUGUUUUCACCACUAACACACAUUUCAUAAACAUGAAAUGUCUCUAAAAGGCUUAAUAAAAAUGCCGAUACUAUGUUUCAUGAAAAUAGGAAUGCCGAUACUACUUAACAUUGGCUGCAUAAACUGUUUCGUCCAACUAUAGGUUUGUGUUUAUACCUCCUUGACCAUAUUUACAGUAGUAUCCGUCCGUCAUUUAGGGGCUUUUGCACGACAAUAGGAAUGCAGGAAACUGUUUAUGUUCCAGAUUUUAUCCUCGUUCCUUUCCAUGUGAAUUGACUACUUGUUUCAUAUGACAUGAAAAAUGCUGCUGCAUAUUAAUCAUACAAUGAUAAAUUUUGUUCAUGUUAAACAAUUAGAUGAAUCAAUUCAUACGCUUGUGCUAAGAAUAAGUUCACUUUUUUUUUUCUUUUUUGUUUAAAAUAUAUUUGUUCUGGGAAAGGAUUUGUGCCAUGCUGGAUGGUUGUGAUUAUUGCAUGCUGAUCAUCAUACUAAAACACAUGAAAUUGCUCGAUAUGAAUUUUGGAGACACCAACUUUCAAUGUUUAUAUUGUUAUAUGGAUGCAUGAUAUAUCAGGAUGUGAUUUCUUCGAUGGGGGGAAAUCUAUUUCUAGAUCUUGGAGAUUGGUGACCUUUCAAUUUGAUAAAUUGCCUAAUGCGCCAACUUUUUAGCGGUAGCAUACUUGCUAGGCUUCUUGUGCCUUUGGUUUUGGAAACUUGUUAACAUACCUGCUUUUUAAUUUUGGUUUUUUCAAUCAUUGUGCUUUUAUGCUUUUGCUAUAUCCUACACAUAUGGUGUAUUAGAUAGUUAUUAUUGAAUGUGAUCCAUAUUAUGUAGUCAUACUACAAAACGAGAGCCAGUUAUUGUGUUGCCCGUGUUCAGCGGCCCUUCUUUUUUUCCUUUGCUUGUAUUGACUACGUUACUGACUUUUAUUAUUCUCGUACAAAAAGCGGCCCUACCUACCCCGUUUUGUAUUAAUUCAUCGGUAUUUGUGGCUUACCAUGUUUGGUUUUAGGGCACCGUAGACAUUAGAGAAAUGCGGGGUCCUCCCCGCAGUCAUUAUAAAACCAAUAUAUCAGUGAUCAAUUGUUUCUUUCAAAUAUCAUACUGGGCUCUCUCUUUCUCGCUCAUCAAUUCUAUCCCUGGACCAAGGCAACUGAACUUGUAAUUCCCCAUCAGUGGCUACUGGAAAUGAUUAUGGCUGGGGCGGAACCAAAAUAUGAUUAUCUGGACUCUGGUGAUAAUGUAAGGGAAUCUGUGCCAAAUCAAAUGAAUCCCCCACUGAAGUGUGAAGGUGACGGUUGUUAUCAUAGCAUGGGGAAUGACAGGCCUCCUUGCUUGCCAGAGAACUGUACUUUUAAAAAUUUGGGACCGGAGGGUAAUCAUGCUGGCCUUUCUGACAAAGAAGAAAAGUUCCACCAAGUGGAAAUAAAAUAUGAUGAGGAAAUGCAAUACAUAUAUGGAGAUCUAGAACCACUUGAAGAGAGUAAGUAUCUUGUUCUACAUGACUGUGAGCCCAAAAGUUGGCCGGGCAGGCUGAGAGCCCAACCAUGUGAUGAUGGCUUUGAGACAUUUGAGCCAACUUUUGCUCUAACUGAGCCCCAAUGGAAACCCAACGCUGGCAGUCCCAUACUAGAGAACGAUCUUACUCUACCCAACUUUGACACAAAGCCCAAUAUCAGCAUGGUGUUGAAGCUGAAAUUGCGCGCUGGAGUAGAAUUCACUUUGAGGCCUCAGCCUCAAUGUAGCAUGAUGGUGGAGCAGAAUGUCCAAGCUGAAGCAGAAUCAGCUUCAAGCAUUCUGCAGGAGUCAAAUCCUGUUAGGGAAUCAACAAUGACAAUGCAACCAGAGGGUAACGCAGCAGAGUCAGAAGAAAACUAUGAGCCCAAAAAUCGGCACAGUGGACUAAGAACCCCACCAUGUGGUGAUCACAUUGAAGCUUUGAAGCCAACUUCAGCUCAAGCACAGCCCCAACUGAAACGCAAGACUGGCAAUCUCAUUAUAGAUUCAGCUGUGAUCAGGAAAGGGAAACGAGGGAAACGGCGUGGGUCAUGUGAAUGAGGAGCAGCAGUGAAGAAAAUUUCCUCACAGAGAGGACUGCUGAAGCAAUAAACUUAUGGCCUCUGCAUAUGCGGACUGAUAUAUUGUCAUGUUGGUACUUCGAUUUAUAAUGUUUAAAGACAUUGUUUCCAUAGAAUGAACUUUGUUUUUUGUUUUUUUUAAAUGAUGACUUCGUUUUUGACAUGCGGAAAAUAAGGAGUUAAAAUGCCGACAUAUGUUUUCACGUUGAUUUG
This is a messenger RNA of Tripterygium wilfordii, 2768 nucleotides long. Its product is annotated as pentatricopeptide repeat-containing protein At4g11690. The record is from RefSeq and is a predicted model, not a curated record. Gene Ontology annotation, molecular function: protein binding. The transcript is spliced from 4 exons. Bases 1666 to 2535 code for a protein of 289 amino acids. Lineage: Eukaryota; Viridiplantae; Streptophyta; Magnoliopsida; Celastrales; Celastraceae.